This is a messenger RNA of Hyaloscypha bicolor E, 1334 nucleotides long. RefSeq lists its product as uncharacterized. Gene Ontology annotation, biological process: endoplasmic reticulum organization; endoplasmic reticulum to Golgi vesicle-mediated transport; Golgi organization. Gene Ontology annotation, molecular function: D-mannose binding. The record is from RefSeq and is a predicted model, not a curated record. Bases 145 to 1119 code for a protein of 324 amino acids. The transcript has 5 exons. NCBI's taxonomy places the organism in Eukaryota, Fungi, Ascomycota, Leotiomycetes, Helotiales, Hyaloscyphaceae. Gene Ontology annotation, cellular component: Golgi membrane; endoplasmic reticulum-Golgi intermediate compartment; COPII-coated ER to Golgi transport vesicle.
GUUCAAUAUAUUUCACGAAACGCUGACCUCGGCCACCAGCCUGCUUCACCCCCCUUCCCUUUUCUUUUCGGUUCUCCAUUGCACUUCUACUCUCGGCUCUACGCAUUCAGAUUGGGAUUUUGAGGGUUCCGGGAGUGUGAAAGAAUGCGGCUUUCCACGUCGCUGUCGGCCUUGGGGCUGGCAGCAUGUGCUCUGGCGCACCCCGACAUAACGACAACGGACGAGAAUGGCAUUCGCAGCAUACCUUUGCGAACACAUUCCCUCAUCGCGCCCUACCUGGAUUCAGAUAUGCAGAGUCGAUGGUUUGAUUUUGGAGGAAAUACCAUUGUGCGCGCAGACCAGUACAUACGACUUACUUCAGACCGACCAUCACAAGAAGGAUGGAUAUUUUCGCGGGUUCCCUUAACUGCUACAAACUGGGAGAUUGAAGUCGAAUUCAAGAUCCACGGUCAGGGCAACCUCCACGGCGACGGCUUCGCCUUAUGGCUUACCAAGCAGCGCGGUAUGGUUGGCCCAGUCUUUGGCUCAGUAGAUAAAUUCGAAGGGCUUGGCAUCGUUUUCGACACCUACAAGAACAACCGUCCAGGCACCGUCUUCCCCUACGUAAUGGCCAUGAUGGGCGACGGCCACAGAAUCUACGACAAGGCAAACGAUGGUAAAGACAACGAGCUCAUGGGCUGCUCGGCGAGAGGGAUACGUGGAGCCUCGAUACCGACCAAGGCGAAGUUGACGUAUUUCCAAGACAAGAGCCUGAAGCUGGAAUUGCAGUACAAAACUGAAGAUCAGUGGGAGCUCUGCUUUGAAACGAACGAGCCGCCUACCAUCCCUUCUGUUGCGUACUUGGGCUUUUCAGCGGAAACGGGAGAACUGUCGGAUAACCACGAUAUCAUCUCCGUCUCGACUAAGAACUUGUAUGAUACGAAGGGGAGAGAAGCUGUGAUGAACAAGCCGGGAAACAAAGGUGCCAGCAAGGGCAGCGAGAGAUAUAGCGCGAAGAAGGAAGGUGGUAGCUGGAGUUGGUUCUUUUUCAAGGUGCUACUGUUCUUCAUGGUCGUGGGCGGUGGAUAUGUUGGGUUCACGGCGUGGAGAGCGCAGAAGGGAAGAAGUCAUCGGUUCUGAGAAUUGCGAGGGCGGUCGAGGAGUGAAUGAUAAAUGCAGGGGGUACAUUUUGGUUGCUAGCGUGUAUACCAUUGGACUUUGGAAGGCGAAUGAAAAUAAUGGUUCUCCUUUCCCAAAAUAUCGUCCUAUCAAGUGAAGCUCAGAGAAUGAGCCGAGACUUUUCACAAAACAAAUUUUACUACAGUAGCUGUCCCAUAUCCGUUAUCUCAUUUUCU